Molecule: messenger RNA, 1503 nt
Organism: Striga hermonthica
Lineage: Eukaryota; Viridiplantae; Streptophyta; Magnoliopsida; Lamiales; Orobanchaceae
Source: the annotation of a GenBank genome assembly
AUGGAAGCCGUGGGACAUAUUAAAACUUCUACGGCGGCCCCGCCGCCUCCGGAGCCGCUGUACAAGAUCAUCCUUGUGGCGGCAAUAGCCGCCGGGGUCCAGUUCGGGUGGGCCCUACAGCUCUCCCUACUCACCCCGUACGUGCAGCUGCUCGGCAUACCCCACGCGUGGGCUGCCAUCAUCUGGCUAUGUGGGCCCAUCUCCGGCCUCCUCGUCCAGCCCAUCGUCGGCUUCUACAGCGACAACUGCACGUCGCGAUUCGGCCGACGCCGCCCUUUUAUAGCCGCCGGAUCCGGCCUCGUCGCCGUUGCAGUCUUCCUGAUCGGCUUCGCCGCCGAUUUGGGCCACGCAAGUGGGGACUCGCUCGAGAGGGCCUCCAAGCCCCGGGCAAUAGCUGUAUUUGUCGUCGGAUUUUGGAUUCUAGAUGUCGCCAACAAUACGUUGCAGGGGCCAUGCAGGGCACUUCUAGCCGACUUGUCGCAUGGCAGCUCGAGAAAAAUGAGCAUGGCUAACGCGCUCUACUCCUUCUUCAUGGCGGUCGGCAAUGUGCUCGGUUACGCCGCGGGCUCGUACACGCACCUGUACCGAGUCUUCCCCUUUUCGAAAACCCGAGCCUGCGAUGUUUACUGCGCGAACCUAAAGUCGUGUUUUUUCAUCUCCAUUGCCUUACUACUCACCGUCACUAUAGUGGCGCUAACCGUCGUCCGAGAGUCGGUUUUCGUGUUACCCGAGCCGCAGGCGGCGAAAAACGGGAAGAAAAGAAUCCCGGUUUUUGGGGAAUUAAUCUCUGCGCUGCGGGACCUGCCGAGGCCGAUGUGGGUGCUUUUGCUGGUGACGUGUCUGAACUGGGUGGCGUGGUUCCCGUUUCUGCUGUUUGAUACGGACUGGAUGGGCCGGGAAGUGUUUGGGGGUGAUGUGGGGAACGUGCUGUAUGAUAGAGGGGUAAGGACCGGGGCAUUGGGUCUGAUGCUGAACUCGGUGGUGUUGGGCCUGGCCUCGCUAGGAGUGCAGGCCGUGGCGCGUGGGCCAGGGAGGGUGAAGAAGAUGUGGGGAGGGGUGAAUUUCCUGCUGGCGGCGUGUUUGGCGAUGACGGUGGUGAUUACGAAGUCGGCGCAGGAGUCGAGGCGGCACGGCGUCGGCGGCGGCGUGGAGCAUCAACCGGCAGCGGGGGUGAAGGUUGGGGCGCUGGUGCUUUUCGCGGUGCUCGGCGUGCCUUUGGCGGCGACUUUCAGCAUUCCAUUUGCUUUGGCUUCCAUAUUUUCCAGUAAUUCUGGGGCUGGACAAGGUCUGUCUCUGGGAGUUCUGAAUCUUGCAAUUGUCAUUCCACAGAUGUUCGUGUCGGUGGCUAGCGGGCCAUGGGACGAGCUAUUCGGAGGGGGAAACUUGCCGGCGUUCGUGGUGGGUGCGGUGGCAGCUGCCGCCAGCGGCAUCUUCGCCCUCACAAUGCUGCCGUCGCCGCCAAGUGAUGCCAAGGUUGUCACCACCGCCGGAGGAUUUCAUUGA